AUGGCUUGGUCCACUUUUACUCUUCUCGCGUUUAUUCCAUGCCUCUUCGCAUCGGCACGUGGGGCGUGGACGCUGAAUCAGCCCGGUACGACUGGCGUUGGGGCGAUGCAAAUCGCAGUUGUCAGCUCGGACACUGUACUUAUCAUUGAUAAAAUUGAAAAUAACCCCCUCAAAGACGCGGAAGGGAAGCCCGCCUGGGCAUCUGUCUAUUCGCUCAAGAGUCACACUGCUCGGCCUCUCAAGCUCGUAACCAACAGUUUCUGUGCUGGCGGUGGAUGGCUCUCUAACGGUACUAUGGUCAACAUUGGGGGCAACCCCGUUGUCGAGUCCGGCGGAGGAAAGGCAGAAAAUGGAUUGCAAGGUGUUCGGCUCUACAACCCUUGUGCUGAAAACGAGAACUGCGAGAUUUUCGAGAGCCCUAACCGAAUCCGUUUGACCUCUGCUCGUUGGUACCCCUCCGGAGCUCGCUUGUCUGAUGGCUCACUUUUGAUCAUCGGUGGUGCAUACGGAGGCGGCUGGACAAACUUUAAGGAAUUGAAUAAUCCGACAUACGAGUUUUAUCCUCCAAAAAAUAUAAAUGGAUUCAACGGGUUGCAAAUCCCCAGUCAAUUCCUGGUCGACACCCUUCCACACAACCUUUUCCCACAUGUCUUUGCAUUGCCAAACAACCAAAUUUUCGUUGCUGCGAAUAACAAGACAAUGAUGCUCGAUUGGCAACGCAACGUUGAGACCCGCCUUCCGGAUCUUCCCAACGGUCAACGAAUUACGUAUCCGAUGAGUGGCGCUGGCGUGAUGCUCCCUCUUCGAUGGGAUAAAGCCUUUGCUGCGGAAAUCCUGAUGUGUGGCGGCUCGGAUACCGAUGACCGGGUGAAGGAUACCGACUUAAGCGCCAAGACCACUCCUGGGAGUUCACAGUGCUCGAGAAUGGUCCUCAACAACCGGGGUAUAAAGAAGUGGUUUAAUUUCGUACAUCAUCGCGGUUGGCAAGUCGAAAAGCUUCCAACACCAUGGAUGAUGCCCGAGGGUGUUUUGCUGCCAACUGGCCAGGUAUUGAUUAUCAACGGUGCAUCGACCGGAACCGCCGGAUAUGCAAACUUGAAGGACCAAGUUGGAGUUUCGAACGCAGACAACCCAGUUUUCCAGCCUGUCUUGUAUGACCCUGAUGCACCUGCCGGAAAGAGAUUCUCAAGGGAAGGUUUGCCGACUAGUAACAUCCCCAGAAUGUACCACUCCGUUGCCACGCUCCUUCCGAGCGGAGCUAUCUUCGUUGCUGGCUCGAACCCGAACGAGGAUGUAACAGAGAGGACUUACGGUACCGAGUAUAGGACUGAGAUUCUCUAUCCUGAUUACAUGUCUAAGCCGCGUCCGGUAAUCACCCGUGUCCCCGAUAACAUCGAAUACAAUCGCUUCAACAGGGUUAUCUUCAGCAUGCCUGGAGCCAAGCGAAGCCAUCGUCGCGGCAUCUUUGAUUUCUUUUUCAAGAAGGUUGAAGUAGUGUUGAUGGACUUUGGAUUUGCCACACACGGCGUGCAUAUGGAUCAACGCCUUGUGUCACUCGCUACUUUCACCUACGGAAAGCGACACCUCCAAUUCCAGGGACCCCCCAACCCUAAUGUCUAUCCUCCUGGGCCCGCCUGGCUCUUUGUCAUCGUUGACGGUGUUCCAUCUGAGGCUGUCAAGGUCAUGGUCGGCGAAGGGCGCUCCCCGCCAGUUGAUCUGGGCGCCAUUGAGAAUAUGCUGGCUAACACCGGGAACCCUGUCCCCAUCGAAGCUCUUCAGCACGCGUGA
Messenger RNA from Rhizoctonia solani, 1788 nucleotides. RefSeq names its product glyoxal oxidase. The record is from RefSeq and is a predicted model, not a curated record. NCBI's taxonomy places the organism in Eukaryota, Fungi, Basidiomycota, Agaricomycetes, Cantharellales, Ceratobasidiaceae. The coding region runs from base 1 to 1788 and encodes 595 amino acids. The transcript is spliced from 17 exons.